GUGCGUUGUGCAAUCCGUCAGAUUCGAGAGAUCACGCGUCAUUUGUGUCACUGAUUGAGCCGCGCCUUCCAUUAAAACAUUUCGUCGUAGGCCGAGAUGAGGGAAUCCUGAAACAUGGGCUCGAAAAGACCUCUCCGCGUCGGAUAUUGGUGGAGCUCCAAGAAGAGCCUCAAAUUCAAAUACACGGAGUUCGCUGACGUCUGUCGGAAACGUGGCAUUGACCUCGUGAAGCUGGACCUGGAGCGCCCCCUGGAGGAGCAGGGCCCCCUGGAUGCCAUCGUGCACAAGCUGACCAACGUCAUGCUGGAGGCAGAGGCAGGGGACCCCUGGGCCCUAAACGCCUGCCGAAGAUUUCGGGAGUACGUGUCCUCUCGUCCUGACCUGGUGGUGGUGGACCCCCUGGACAAGGUGGAGGUGCUGCUCAACCGCUACAACCAGUACACCGCAGUGCAGGAGAACCGGAAUGGCCAAUCUGGGGAGGAGGAGGAGGAGGUGUUUGUGCCGGCGUUCGUGGAGCUACACUCGCGCGACGUGCGGGAGAACCUGUCCCGGAUGAGGGCCCGUGGGAUCCGCUUCCCCAUCGUGUGCAAGCCAUUGGUAGCCCAUGGGACACCUGUAGCACAUGAGAUGUGCCUGGUGUUCAACGAGGGGGGCCUGGGGGAUGUGAAGCCCCCCUGUGUGGUGCAAGAGUUCAUCAACCACAAUGCGGUGCUCCACAAGGUGUUCAUCAUCGAGGACAAGUACUUCGUCAAGCAGAGGCCCUCGCUCAAGAACUUCUACGCCAUGGAUCGCGAGACCAUCUUCUUCAACAGCCACCUGGUGUCCAAGGCCAACUCCUCUUCGGAACUCACAGAGCCCGACGAGGAGGAGUGCGAGGAGGGGCGGCGGUGGGCGGUGCGGGAGGAGCGGCUGGGGCGCAUCGCCACCUCCCUGGGGCGGCGCCUGGGGCUGGCGCUGCUGGGGGUGGACAUCAUCGUGGACCGGGAGACCGGGAGGCACGCCAUCAUCGACAUCAACCCCUUCCCCGGCUACGACGAGGUGGACGACUUCUUCGAGCUGCUCCUGGACGUCAUCGUCAGGAGGGCUUCGUGCUCUCCGGAGGCCCCGCAGGAGGACUCCGGCAUCGAGACCUCCGACUCCUGCGACGAGAAGAAGGCCGCGCCCUGCCGCACCACGAGGAGGCAGCACUCCAGGAACACGCAGCCCUGAGCGAAAUCGGUGCCCUCGCCAAAAUGACUGUUCCUCCAAAAAAAUGACUCUCAAAAAUGGGUACUUUCACGAAAUUGACAAAUCUGUCACUUCACGAAAACAACUUUAAGAAGUCAGUACCUUCACUGCAGUGACUUCAAACAAUCGACAUCUUCACAGUAAUGAUUUUAUAACAUCGGUACCCUUGCAAAAAUAAACUAAAUCCGGUACCUUUACAAAACUAGCUUUAAAAAUCGUUGCCUCCACGAUAAUGACUCUGAAAAAUGGGUACCGCCUCGGAAACAACUUUCAAAAAUCGGUACCAUCGUGGAAAUGACUUAAAGAAACCAGUACCUUCAGAAAAAUGACUUCAAAAAAUUAAUAUGUUCCAGAAAAUCUGCAACACAAUUUGGACGUGCAUAUCCCAU
This is a messenger RNA of Uloborus diversus, 1616 nucleotides long. Its product is annotated as inositol-tetrakisphosphate 1-kinase-like. Gene Ontology annotation, biological process: inositol trisphosphate metabolic process. Gene Ontology annotation, molecular function: magnesium ion binding; inositol-3,4,5,6-tetrakisphosphate 1-kinase activity; ATP binding. Gene Ontology annotation, cellular component: cytoplasm. Lineage: Eukaryota; Metazoa; Arthropoda; Arachnida; Araneae; Uloboridae. The record is from RefSeq and is a predicted model, not a curated record. Bases 115 to 1209 code for a protein of 364 amino acids. The transcript has 10 exons.